CCCCCUCUGGUGCCACAGCCAUGGUGGCUGGGAUGCUGAUGCCCUUGGAGCAGCUGCGCGCCAUCUAUGAGCUGCUCUUCCGCGAUGGAGUCAUGGUGGCGCAAAAGGACCGGCGCCCCCACAGCUACCAUCCGCAGCUGCCAGGGAUCACCCACCUGCAAGUCCAGCGGGCCCUGGGCUCCCUGCAGGCUCGUGGCCUGGUCCGCGAAAACUUUGCCUGGCGACAUUGCUACUGGUACCUGACGGAUGAGGGCAUUGCGCACCUGCGCCAGUACUUGCGCUUGCCCCCAGAGAUUGUGCCCGCCACCCUGCAGCGUGUCCGCCGCCCCAUGGCCAUGGCGAGGCCUGCCUCACGCCCACCUCGUGUGCAAACUGUGCCAGGCCCGCUUGCCUGCCCAGCCAAGCCACAGGAGGCCUCGCGACAGGUCUAUCGCCGGAAAGAGGAUUCGUCACUCACUGCUGGGCACCUGGAGCCAGUCGCCGCCAGGGUGGUGCCACGGGUGGCAUCUGAUGCGAAUCCUGCUGAAGACGAACGAGACCGGGUCCAGAAGAAAACCUUCACCAAAUGGGUCAACAAGCACCUCAUCAAGCACUGGCGAUCAGAGGCCCACCGUCAUGUGAACGACCUCUACGAAGACCUCCGUGAUGGACACAAUCUCAUCUCUCUCCUGGAGGUGCUCUCGGGAGACACCCUGCCCAGAGAACGCGACGUGAUCCGGAACUUGCGGUUGCCCCGUGAGAAGGGCCGGAUGCGCUUCCACAAGCUGCAGAAUGUGCAAAUCGCCUUGGAUUACUUGAAGCACCGGCAGGUGAAGCUGGUCAACAUCCGGAACGAUGACAUUGCUGACGGCAACCCCAAGCUGACGCUGGGCCUCAUCUGGACCAUCAUCCUCCAUUUCCAGAUCUCGGACAUCCAGGUGAGCGGGCAGUCGGAGGACAUGACCGCCAAAGAGAAGCUCCUCCUCUGGUCCCAGCGGAUGGUCGAGGGCUACCAGGGCUUGCGCUGCGACAACUUCACCACCAACUGGCGCGACGGGCGGCUCUUCAAUGCCAUCAUCCACCGGCACAAGCCAGUGCUGAUUGACAUGAACAAAGUCUACCGGCAGACCAACGUGGAGAACCUGGAGCAAGCCUUCACUGUGGCUGAGCACGACUUGGGGGUGACGCGGCUCCUGGACCCUGAAGAUGUCGACGUGCCUCAGCCUGAUGAGAAGUCCAUCAUCACAUACGUCUCCUCUCUCUACGACGCCAUGCCCCGGGUGCCUGACGUGCAGGACGGCAUCAAGGCCAAUGAGCUGCAGCUGCGCUGGCAGGAGUAUUGUGAGGUGGUGGCUCUGCUUCUGCAAUGGAUCCGGCACCACACGGUGGUCUUUGAGGAGCGGAAGUUCCCUGGCAGCUAUGAGGAGAUUGAGAUCCUCUGGCGCCAGUUCCUGAAGUUCAAGGAGACAGAGCUGCCCGCCAAGGAGGCCGACAAGAACCGCUCGAAGGCCAUCUUCCAGACCCUGGAGGCUGCGGUGCAGUCUGGGCAGCUGAAGGUGCCCCCCGGCUACCACCCGCUGGACGUGGAGAAGGAGUGGGGCAAACUGCAUGUUGCCAUCCUGGAACGGGAGAAGCUUCUGCGCUCCGAGUUUGAGAGGUUGGAGCGGCUGCAGCGCAUUGUCAGCAAACUCCAGAUGGAGUCGGGUCUCUGUGAGGAGCAGCUCAACCAGGCGGACGCCCUCUUGCAGUCGGACAUCCGGUUGCUGAAUGCAGGCAAGACGCCUCAGAAGUCGGCUGAGAUUGAGCGGGACCUGGACAAGGCUGAUGCCAUGAUCCGUUUACUCUUCAAUGACGUGCAAGCGCUCAAGGAUGGGCGCCACCCGCAAGGGGAGCAGAUGUACCGCAGGGUUUACCGCUUGCACGAACGCCUCGUGGCCAUCCGCACAGAAUACAACCUGCGCCUGAAGUCAGGGCCUCCCAUCACCCCAGUAACCAUUCCUGUCACCCAGCGCCCAUGGCAGGAGCUGGAUGAUGUCACGCUGCGCUACCUACAGGAUCUGCUGGCCUGGGUGGAAGACAACCAGCGCCGCAUCAGUGUGGCGGAGUGGGGCGUGGACCUGCCCACCGUGGAGUCGCAGCUGGGCAGCCACCGUGGCCUGCACCAGUCCAUCGAGGAGUUCCGUGCCAAAAUCGAGAGAGCUCGCAAGGACGAGGCCCAGCUCUCCCCUGGCCCACGGGGUGCCUAUCGGGACUGCCUGAACAAGCUGGACUUGCAGUAUGCCAAGCUGCUGAACUCCUCCAAGGCCCGGCUGCGGCACCUGGAGAGCCUCCAGGCUUUUGUGGCUGCUGCCACCAAGGAGCUCAUGUGGCUGAACGAGAAGGAGGAGGAGGAGGUCAGCUACGACUGGAGUGAACGCAACAGCAACAUGGCCGCCAAGAAGGAGAGCUACUCCGGCUUGAUGCGGGAACUGGAACAGCGAGAGAGGAAGAUGAAGGAGAUCCAGAGCACAGGCGACCGCCUCCUGCGGGAAGAGCACCCGGGCAAGCAGACUGUGGAGGCCUUCCAGGGCGCUCUCCAGACCGAGUGGAGUUGGAUGCUCCAGCUCUGUUGCUGUGUUGAGGCCCACCUGAAGGAGAACACUGCUUACUUCCAGUUCUUUGCUGAUGUGAAGGAGGCAGAGGAAUUUCUGCGCAAGGCCCAGGAGACCAUGAGGAAGAAGUUUGUCUGCGAUCGCUCCGUCACGGUGACCCGCCUAGAGGACUUGCUGCAAGAUUCCCUGGAGGAGAAGGAGCACCUUGCGGAGUACCAGGGGCACCUGGCUGGGCUGGCUAAGCGCGCCAAGGCCAUCGUCCAGCUGAAGCCACGGAGCCCAACCACGGCUGUCAAGGGCCGGCUGCCCCUCCAGGCAGUCUGUGACUACAAGCAGAUGGAGAUCACGGUGCAUAAGGGAGAUUCCUGCACCCUCCUCAACAAUGCCCAGCCCUACAAGUGGAAGGUGCUGAAUGCCGCCGGGAGCGAGUCCGUGGUGCCGUCCAUCUGCUUCCUGGUGCCCCCACCCAACAAGGAAGCUCUGGAGGCUGUCGGCAGGCUGGAGGCCACCCACCAGCACCUUCUGACCCUCUGGCAGCAGCUGCACAUCGACAUGAAGAGCCUGCUGUCCUGGCAGUGCCUGCAGCGGGACAUUCAGCAGAUUCAGUCGUGGUCACUCCUCAUUUUCCGGACGAUGCCCCCUGAGGAUUACCGGCAGACGCUGCGGAGCCUGGAGAUCCACUACCAGGAGUUCCUGCGCAACAGCCAGGACUCCCAGAACUUCCUGCCAGAUGACCGGCUGCAUGUGGAGCGCGAGUACACGGUCUGCACCCAGAAGUAUGAGUUGCUCCUGCGUGGCCUGGAGAAAGGGGAGCAAGAGGAGUCCCUGUGCAGAAACUUCAUCUCCCAGCUGAAGGACAUCCGCCUGCAGUUAGAGGGCUGCGAGUCCCGCACCAUCCACAAAAUCCGCUCCCCGCUUGAUAAAGACCCUGCCAAAGAGUGCGCCCAGCGCAUCAGCGACCAGCAGCAAAUCCACCUGGAACUGGAGGGCAUCAAGAAGAACUUGGGCAAAGUGAGUGCCAAGACAGAGCAGGUGUUGGCCCAACCGGAACAGGCUGGCUCGGCCCCCACGCUGCACUCUGAGCUGGACAUCACCCUGCAGAAGAUGGACCAGGUGUACAGCCUCUCUAGUAUCUACCUGGAGAAGCUGAAGACCAUCAACCUGGUGAUCCGUAGCACGCAAGGAGCUGAGGAGCUGGUCCGGAAGUAUGAGGAGCAGCUGAAGGAUGUGCAGGCGGUGCCCUCUGACCUCAAGGCCCUGGAGGCGACCAAGGCGGAGCUGAAGAGGUUGCGUGGGCAGGUGGAAGGGCACCAGCCCGUCUUCAGCACCCUGGAGGUGGACCUGGGCAAGGCCAAUGAGGUGAACGAGCGGAUGGUGAGGGGUCACAGCGAGAGGGACCUGGACCUGGACCGGUACCGUGAGCGUGUGCAGCAGCUCUUGGAGCGUUGGCAGGCCAUCCUGGCCCAGAUUGACCUGCGGCAGCGGGAGCUGGACCAGCUUGGGCGCCAGCUGCGCUACUACCGCGAGAGCUACGGCGGGCUCAUCCAGUGGAUCCAGGAUGCCAGGCAGCGCCAGGAGAGCCUCCAGGCUGUGCCCAUCACCAGCAGCAAGAAUGUGCGUGAGCAGCUGCUGCAAGAGAAGAAACUCCUGGAGGAAUGUGAGCGCAACCGGGAGAAGGUGGAAGAAUGCCAGCAAUUUGCCAAGCAAUACAUUGAUGCCAUCAAGGACUAUGAGCUUCAGCUGGUGACUUACAAGGCGCAGGUGGAGCCAGUGGCUUCUCCAGCCAAGAAGCCUAAAGUUCAGUCUGCCUCUGACAGCAUCAUCCAGGAGUACGUGGACUUGCGGACUCGGUACAGUGAGCUGACCACGCUGACCAGUCAGUACAUCAAGUUCAUUACUGAGACACUUCGACGGUUGGAGGAAGAGGAGAAAGCUGCAGAGAAACUGAAGGAGGAGGAGCGGAAGCGCUUGGCUGAGGUGGAGGCCCAGCUGGAGAAGCAGAAGCAGUUGGCUGAGGCCCACGCCAAGGCCAAGGCCCAGGCCGAGAAGGAGGCGCAGGAGCUGCAGGAGCGCAUGCAGGAGGAGGUCAGCAAGCGGCAGCUGGCGGCUGUGGACGCCGUGCAGCAGAAGCAGAACAUCCAGCAGGAGCUGACCCAAAUGAAGCUCAGCUCGGACAUGCAGAUCCAGUCCAAGCUGAAGCUGAUCGAGGAGGCCGAAAUCAGCCGCAGGAAAGUGGAGGAGGAGAUCCACGUGGUCCGCCUGCAGCUGGCCGCCACAGAGAAGCAGAAGGCAAGCGCCGAGGGCGAGCUGCAGGCUCUCCGGGCCCGGGCCGAGGAGGCCGAGCGCCAGAAGAAGCUCGCCCAGGAGGAGGCCGAGCGCCUGCGCAAACAGGUCAAGGACGAGACGCAGAAGAAGAGGGAGGCAGAGGAGGAGCUGAAGCGCAAAGUGCAGGCUGAACAGCAAGCUGCCCGGGAGAAGCAGGCGGCCCUGGAAGACCUGCAGCAGCUGCGCAUGCAGGCGGAGGAAGCCGAGCGCAGGAUGAAGCAGGCUGAGCUGGAGAAGGAGCGGCAGGUCCAGGUUGCCCAGGAGGUGGCCCAGAAGAGCGCCCAGGCGGACCUGCAGAGCCGGCGCCUCUCUUUUGCCGAGAAGACGGCCCAUCUGGAGAUGACCCUGCAGCAGGAGCACAUCACCGUCACCCACUUGCAGGAGGAGGCCGAGAGGCUGAAAAAGCAGCAGCUGGAGGCCGAGCAGUCCAGGGAGGAGGCAGCGGAGGAGGUGGAGAAGUGGCGCCAGAAGGCCAACGAGGCCCUGCGGCUGCGGCUGCAGGCUGAGGAGGUGGCCCACCAGAAGACCCUGGCGCAGGAGGAAGCUGAGAAGCAGAAGGAGGAUGCUGAGCGGGAGGCCAGGAAGCGGGCCAAGGCCGAGGAGGCUGCCCUGCGCCAGAAGGAGCUGGCGGAGGAGGAGCUGGAGAAGCAGCGGAAGCUGGCCGAGGGCACCGCUCAGCAGAGGUUCCUGGCCGAGCAACAGCUGAUCCACCUGAAGGCCGAGGUGGAGAAUGGGGAGCAGCACCGCCAGCUGCUGGAGGGGGAGCUCUACCGCCUGAAGAACGCUGUGAGCACGGCUACCCAGAAGCAGAAGGAGCUGGAGGAGGAGCUGGCCAAGCUGCGGGCGGAGAUGGAGCUGCUCCUGCAGAGCAAGGCCAAGACUGAGGAGGAGUACCGCUCCACCAGUGAGAAGUCCAAGCAGAGGCUGGAGGCCGAAGCCCAGAAGCUGCGGGAGCUGGCCGAAGAGGCGGCUCGGCUGCGGGCCCUCUCGGAGGAGACCAAGCGCCAGCGGCAGCUGGCCGAGGAAGAGGCUGGCCGGCAGCGGGCAGAGGCCGAGAGGAUCCUCAAGGAGAAGCUAGCAGCCAUCAAUGAAGCCUCGCGGCUGAAGGCCGAAGCCGAGAUUGUCCUGAAGGAGAAGGAGGCAGAGAACGAGCGGCUGCGGCGGCUGGCGGAGGAUGCAGCCUACCAGCGGAGGCUGCUGGAGGAGCAGGCCGCUCAGCACAAGCAGGACAUCGAGGAGAAGAUUGCCCAGCUGAAGAAGUCCUCUGAGGGCGAGCUGGAGCGGCAAAAGGGCAUCGUGGACGAGACCCUGAAGCAGCGGCGUGUCGUUGAAGAAGAGAUCCGCAUCCUCAAGAUCAACUUUGAGAAAGCUUCUGUCGGGAGGACGGAGCUGGAGCUGGAGCUGAGUAAGAUCAAGCAGAGCGCUGAGGAGAUCCAACAAAGCAAGGAGCAGGCUGAGCAGGAGGCCGAGAGGCUGCGGCAGCUGGCCUUGGAGGAGGAGAACCGCCGCAGGGAGGCCGAAACAAAGGUCAGGAAGAUCCUGGUGGCGGAGCAGGAAGCGGCCCGCCAGCGCAAAGCGGCCCUGGAGGAGGUGGAGCGCUUGAAAGCCAAGGUGGAGGAGGCCAAGAGGCAGAAGGAGCUGGCCGAGAACGAGUCAGAGCGGCAGAUCCAGCUGGCCCAGGAGGCCGCCCAGAAGAGGAUUGCGGCGGAAGAGAAGGCCCACUUGGCCACGGUGCAGCAGAAGGAGCAGGAGCUGCUGCAGACCAGGCAGCAGGAGCAGAGCAUCCUGGACAGGUUGAAGGAGGAGGCCCUGAAGGCCAAGAAGGCCGCCGAGGAAGCAGAGCGGGCGCGGGUCAAGGCAGAGCAGGAGGCCUCCUUGUCCCGGCAGCUGGUGGAAGAAGCAGAGCACAUGAAGCAGCGGGCCGAGGAGGAGGCCCACGCCAAAGCCAAGGCGCAGGAGGAUGCGGAGGAGCUCCGGAAAGAGGCUGAGCUGGAGGCGGCCAAGAGGGCCCAGGCCGAACAGGUGGCCCUCAGGCAGAAGCAGCUGGCCGACACCGAGAUGGAGAAGCACAAGAAGUUUGCUGAGCAGACUCUGUGGCAAAAGGCCCAGGUGGAGCAGGAGCUGACCAAGGUCAAGCUGCAGCUGGAGGAGACGGACCACCAGAAGAGCAUCUUGGACGAGGAGCAGCAGCGGCUGAAGGACGAGGUGACCGAAGCCAUGAAGCAGAAGACUCAGGCCGAGGCGGAGCUGUUCAAAGUGAAGAUCCAGAUGGAGGAGCUGAUCAAGCUGAAGCUGCGCAUUGAGGAGGAGAACAAGAUGCUCAUCCUGAAGGACAAGGACAACACGCAGAAGUUCCUGGCAGAAGAGGCGGAGAAGAUGAAGCAGGUGGCGGAGGAGGCCGCUCGGCUGAGCGUGGAGGCACAGGAGGCGGCGCGCAUGCGGAAACUGGCAGAGGAAGACCUGGCUCAGCAGCGGGCGCUGGCAGAGAAGAUCUUGAAGGAGAAGAUGCAAGCCGUGCAGGAAGCCACGCGCCUGAAGGCGGAGGCGGAGCUGCUGCAGAAGCAGAAGGAGCUGGCUCAGGAGCAGGCCAAGAAGCUUCAGGAGGACAAGGACCAGAUGCAGAUGCAACUCGCAGAGGAGGCCGAGGGCUUCCAAAAAACCCUGGAGGCAGAGCGCAAGCGGCAGCUGGAGAUCACUGUGGAUGCUGAGCGCCUCAAGGUACAAGUGAUCGAGCUGAGCCUGGCUCAGGCGAAGGCCGAAGACGAAGCCAAGCGGUUCAAGAAGCAGGCAGAGGAGAUCAGCAGAAAGGUGCACCAGAUGGAGCUGGCCACCCAGGAGAAGAUGACGCUGGUCCAGACGCUGGAGAUCCAGAGGCAGCAGAGCGACCAGGAUGCAGAGAAGCUGAGGAGAGCCAUCGCUGAGCUGGAGCAGGAGAAGGAGAAGCUGAAGCGGGAGGCAGGACUGCUGCAGCAGAAAGCAGAAGAGAUGCAGAGUGCCCAGAAGGAGCAGCUACGCCAGGAGACGCAGAUGCUCCAGCAGACGUUCCUGUCUGAGAAGGACGCCCUCUUGCAGAAGGAGAGGUUCGUGGAGGAGGAGAAGGCCAAGCUGGAAAGGCUCUUCCAGGACGAGGUCAACAGAGCACAGGGUCUGAAGGCAGAGCAGGACCGUCAGCAGAGGCAGGUGGAGCAGGAGAAGCAGCAGCUGAAAGCCAUCCUGGAGGAGGCCCAGAGGAAGCAGGCGGAAGCGGAGGAGAAUGUCCGCCGGAAGCAGGAGGAGCUCCAGCAACUGGAGCAGCGGCGGCGGCAGCAGGAGAAGCUCCUUGCAGAGGAGAACCAGAAGCUCAGGGACACCCUCGAGCGACUGCAAGAGGAGCAGCGGGCUGCCCUGGCCCAGACCCGGGAGAUCAUGAUCCAAACCGACGAUCUGCCGGAGGAGGCUGCGAUCCCAUCUGCGCAGGUGCCUCAUACGGCAGCGCUGCCCAAUGGCGAAGAUGCGAUCGAUGGCAUCUCUCAAAACGGGGAGCUGGAGUUGGCGUUUGAUGGCAUCCGGCAGAAAGUACCUGCCAAGAAGUUGGUUGAGGCUGGGAUCCUGAGCCGAGAGAGUCUGGAGAAUCUGACGAAAGGAAAGGUGUCCGUGCAGGAGCUCUCCCAGAGGGAAGACAUCAGGCGGUAUCUGCAAGGCACAAGCGGCAUUGCUGGCCUCCUGGUUAAGCCAACCAAUGAGAAGAUAAGCAUCUAUAAGGCCAUGAAGCAACAGCGGCUAAGCCCAGGCACAGCACUGGUCCUGCUGGAGGCGCAGGCUGCCUCUGGCUUCAUCAUAGACCCUGUGAGGAGCAAGAGAAUGUCUGUCGAUGAGGCAGUGAAAGAAGGAGUGAUUGGGCCUGAAUUGCAUAGUAAAUUGCUGUCUGCGGAGAGGGCGGUGACUGGUUAUAAAGACCCCUACACUGGGGAAAAGAUCUCCCUCUUCCAAGCCAUGACAAAAGAUCUCAUUGUUAAGGACCAUGGCGUUCGGCUCCUGGAGGCUCAGAUUGCUACAGGGGGCGUCAUUGACCCUGUUAAUAGCCACCGCCUGCCUGUGGAAGUGGCCUACAAACGGGGCUACUUUGAUGAAGAGAUGCAGCAGAUCCUCUCUGACCCCACUGAUGACACCAAGGGCUUCUUUGACCCCAACACCCAGGAGAACCUGACUUACCUGCAGCUUAUGGAGAGAUGUGUGACCGACCCCGAGACGGGCCUGUCCUUCCUGCCACUGACAGACAAAGCAGCCAGAGGAAGAGAGCUGGUCUACACAGAUCAAGAGGCUAAGGAUGUAUUCAAGAAAGCCACGGUGUCCGCUCCCUUUGGCAAAUUUAAGGGGAAGACAGUGACCAUCUGGGAAAUCAUCAACUCUGAGUAUUUCACUGAGGAGCAGCGGCGAGACCUUCUGUGCCAGUAUAAGACUGGGAAGAUCACUGUAGAGAAAAUCAUCAAGGUCAUCAUCACUGUUGUGGAAGAGAGUGAGAAAAAGAGCCAGCUCUGCUUCGAUGGGCUGCGGGCCCCUGUUCCAGCUGCUGAGCUGCUGGAGAGCAAAGUCAUUGACAAGGAUCUUUACAACCAGCUGCACCAAGGAAAGAAGUCCGUGAAGGAUGUCGCUAGCGAUGAGUCUGUGAAGAAGUACCUGAAAGGCACUAGCGCCGUUGCAGGCAUCUUGGUGGAGUCGACUGGGCAGAAGUUGUUGAUCAAUGAUGCCUUGAAGAAAAACCUCCUGAAGCCGGAGAUAGCGCUGGUGCUGCUGGAGGCCCAGGCUGGGACUGGAUACAUCAUUGACCCAGUGAGGAAUGAAAAGCUCCCUGUGGAUGAAGCUGUCAGAGCUGGAAUUGUCGGGCCUGAACUGCAUGAGAAGCUGCUGUCUGCAGAGAAGGCUGUGGUUGGCUACAAGGAUCCCUACACGGGGCAGGUGGUCUCCCUCUUCCAAGCACUGCAGAAAGGCCUCAUCCCUAAGGAGACUGGGGUCAGGCUGCUGGACGCUCAGCUGGCCACCGGGGGCGUAAUUGACCCUGUGAACAGCCAUCGUCUCCCACUCGACAUUGCCUGUAAGCGGGGCUACUUGAGCGAAGAAAUGAACAAGGCCUUGUCUAUGCCAGCUGAUGAGGCCAAACUGUACUAUGACCCAAAUGCCCAAGAGAAGCUCACCUAUGCUCAGCUGCAGAGGAAAUGCCACGUCGACAAGCAGACGGGCCUUUCCUUGCUGUCCCUCUCUGACCAGGCCAUCCAGCUUCAGCAGGAGGAGAUUUACUCUGAUAGCCAAGCCAAGGAGUCCUUUGACAAGGCAGCAGUCGAAGUCCCAGCUGGCAGCUUAAAGGGCAAGACAUUAACAGUCUGGGAACUGAUUCAUUCGGAAUACUUCACUGAAGAGCAGAGGAGAGAGCUGAUGCGGCAGUACAAAUCUGGCAAGGUCACCAUCGAGAGGGUCAUCAAAAUAAUAAUCACGAUCAUAGAAGAGACGGAGGCCAAGAAGCAAGAAGAGCUGACGUUCAGUGGCUUGCGUGCCCCUGUGCCUGCCAGCGAGUUACUGGAGUCCAAGAUCAUUAGCAAGGCCCAGUAUGAACAACUGAAGGAAGGGAAGAAGUCUGUCAAAGACCUCUCAGAGGUGGGUGCCGUCAAGAAGUACCUGCAGGGCAGCAACUGCAUUGCUGGGGUAUACGUGGAAGGAACCAAGGAGAAGCUGAACAUCUAUGAGGCAAUGAGGAGGAACCUCCUCCUGCCCAGCACAGCCGUUAUCCUCCUGGAGGCCCAGGCAGCCACUGGAUUCAUGGUUGACCCAGUCAGGAACCAGAAGCUAUAUGUCCAUGAAGCCGUGAAGGCAGGCAUUGUGGGACCAGAGCUGCAUGAAAAAUUGCUGUCUGCUGAGAAGGCUGUCACUGGGUACAAAGACCCUUACUCUGAGAAUACCAUCUCUCUCUUUGAGGCCAUGAAGAAGGACCUUAUUGCCAGGAAAGAUGCCAUCCGCCUGCUGGAGGCGCAGGUUGCCACGGGAGGCAUCAUCGAUCCCGUGCAUAGUCACCGCAUCCCCGUGGAUGUGGCUUACAAGCGAGGCUGCUUUGAUGAAGAGAUGAACCAAACCCUCUCAGAUCCCACAGAUGACACCAAGGGCUUCUUUGACCCCAACACCAAGGAGAAUCUAACCUACCUGCAGCUCAAGGAGAGGUGUAUUGAGGAUCCAGAGACUGGCCUCUAUCUCCUGCCCUUGAAGCAGCCUGAGACACCCACAGUAGUAGAGACAACCCAGGUGUACACAGAGGCAGAGACCAAGAAGAUGUUUGAGGAGACCCAGAUUGACAUCCCAGCAGGAGACAUGGUGGGCUCCUCCAUGACCCUGUGGGAGAUCAUGCACUCUGACCUUAUCCCCGAGGAGCAGCGCAAUAGGCUGAUGGAGGAGUUCCGCUCAGGCAAGAUGACGAAGGAGCGCAUGAUCAUCAUCAUCAUUGAGAUUAUAGAAAAAACAGAGAUCAUCCGGCAGCAAGACCUCACCUCCUAUGACUAUGUCCGCCGCCGCAUCACUGCUGAUGACCUCUAUGAGGCCAGGGUCAUCUCCCUGGAAAUAUACAAUGCCCUGAAGCACGGCUCAAAGACCAUCCGCGAAAUCCUAGAGAUAGAGACUAUCUGGAAGUAUCUCUAUGGGGCUGGCUGCGUUGCUGGCAUCUACAUUCCAUCCAGCAAACAGAAGAUCAGCAUCUACCAGGCCCUGAAGAAAGGGCUGAUCAGCCCAGAGGUGGCUCGAUCCUUGCUGGAAGCCCAGGCUGCCACCGGCUUCAUUAUUGAACCCAUCAAAAAUGAAAGGUUAACUGUCGACGAGGCUGUCAGGAAAGGGCUGGUAGGCCCAGAAAUACAUGACCGGCUUUUGUCUGCCGAGAGAGCAGUGACUGGCUACCGUGACCCUUACAGCGAGCAGAAAAUCUCUCUUUUCCAGGCCAUGAAGAAGGAUCUCAUUCCUUCUGAAGAAGCGCUCACAUUGCUAGAUGCCCAGUUGGCCACCGGAGGCAUAAUAGACCCACAUCUAGGCUUCCACCUGCCCUUAGAAGUUGCCUUUCAGCGUGGCUUCUUCAAUAGGGAGACAUACGACAGGCUAUCUGAGCCCAGUGAGGUCCGCAGCUAUGUGGAUCCCUCCACUGAUGAGAAGCUCAGUUAUGCACAGAUCCUCAAGCGAUGCAAGAAGGAUGAGAACACUGGUUGCCUCCUGCUGCCCCUCUCUGACACUCGGAAGCUGACCUUCAGGGGCCUGAGGAAGCAAAUCACAGUUGAAGAGUUGGUACGGUCCAAGGUCAUGGAUGAAGCAACUGCCCAGCGGCUCCAGGAUGGCUUAACUUCUGUUGAAGAAGUCUCUAAAAACCUGCAGAAAUUCUUGGAGGGCACCAGCUGCAUUGCCGGUGUUUAUGUGGACACCACCAAGGAGAGGCUGUCUGUGUACCAGGCCAUGAAGAAAGGCAUCAUCCGCCCUGGCACGGCUUUUGAGUUGCUAGAAGCCCAGGCAGCUACUGGGUAUGUCAUUGACCCCAUCAAGGGCCUCAAGUUGACUGUAGAAGAGGCGGUGCGCAUGGGCAUCGUGGGUCCUGAGUUUAAGGACAAGCUGAUUUCAGCAGAGAGGGCUGUGAUAGGCUACAAGGACCCCUACUCUGGCAAGAUGAUCUCACUCUUCCAAGCCAUGAAGAAAGGACUGAUCCUGAAAGACCAUGGGAUCCGUUUGCUGGAAGCUCAGAUUGCCACAGGAGGCAUUAUUGAUCCAGAGGAGAGUCACCGCCUGCCUGUGGAAAUGGCAUACAAGAGAGGUCUGUUUGAUGAGGAAAUGAAUGAGAUCCUUCUGGAUCCUAGUGAUGACACAAAGGGGUUCUUUGACCCAAAUACUGAGGAGAACCUGACCUAUCUGCAGCUGAUGGAGAGGUGCAUCACGGACCCAGAAACUGGGCUUUGUCUCCUGCCUUUGAAGGAGAAGAAAAGGGAGAGGAAGACCUCCUCCAAGUCUUCUGUCCGCAAACGCAGGGUGGUGAUAGUUGAUCCAGAGACUGGGAAGGAGAUGUCUGUAUAUGAAGCCUACCGCAAAGGCCUCAUUGACCACCAGACCUAUUUAGAGCUCUCUGAACAGGAGUGUGAAUGGGAAGAGAUCACUAUAUCCUCCUCAGAUGGAGUAGUCAAGUCCAUGAUAAUUGACCGGAGGUCAGGGAGGCAGUAUGAUAUUGAUGAUGCAAUUGCGAAGGGUCUGAUAGACCAGUCUGCCCUGGACCAGUAUCGCUCAGGCACCUUGUCCAUUACGGAGUUUGCAGACAUGUUGUCUGGCAAUAUCAGUGGAUUCCGAUCCAGAUCUUCCUCUGUUGGCUCCUCCUCUUCCUAUCCUGUAAGCCCAGCCCAUGUGAGAGCGCAGUUGACAUCUUGGAGUGACCCCACUGAAGAGACGGGUCCAGUUGCUGGCAUCCUGGACACAGACACCCUAGAGAAAGUAUCCAUCACAGAGGCCAUGCAUCGCAACCUAGUGGACAACAUUACUGGCCAGAGGCUGCUGGAGGCCCAGGCCUGCACUGGUGGGAUCAUUGACCCAAGCUCUGGGGAGAAAUUCUCUGUUGCUGAUGCCGUUAACAAAAGCCUGGUGGAUAAAAUCAUGGUGGAUAGGAUCAACCUUGCUCAGAAGGCUUUCUAUGGCUUUGAGGAUCCGAGAACCAAGACCAAGAUGUCUGCUGCCCAAGCCUUAAAGAAGGGCUGGCUGUACUAUGAGGCUGGCCAGCGAUUCCUGGAAGUGCAGUAUCUGACUGGUGGGCUGAUUGAGCCAGAAGUGGCUGGCCGGGUGCCACUAGAUGAUGCACUGCAGAAGGGCACAAUUGAUGCACGUACAGCCCAGAAGCUGCGGGAUGUAAACACCUAUUCCAAGUACUUGACCUGCCCCAAAACCAAGCUCAAGAUCUCCUACAAGGAUGCCAUGGACAGGAGCAUGACUGAGGAAGGGUCUGGCCUGCGUCUCUUAGAAGCUUCUUCACAGUCCAGCAAAGGGUAUUACAGCCCCUACAACGUCAGUGGCUCCGGCUCCACCUCUGGCUCUCGAUCAGGCUCACGAACAGGUUCCAGAUCAGGCUCAAGGCGAGGGAGUUUUGAUGCUACAGGCUCUGGCUUCUCCAUGUCCUUCUCUUCCUCCUCCUACACGUCUUCAAAUUAUGGCCGCAGAUAUGCAUCUGAUCCAAGCGAUGACAUGGAUGCAGCCAGCAUCAGUUGCACCUUGACCCAUCCAAGUGGGAACUGUGGGUGGGAAGAAAGCAGGAGGCUUCUUGGACUGCAUGGGCAACAGCUGUCCGUGGCAUAAAAUGCCUCCCUCCCGCCUCCAUAAGCCUGAGAUAACUUUUGCAUUUAUCCUGCUCUGCAUGUGGUAAAGCUGCUGGCUAACCCUAUCAUUAUUAUUAUUAUUAGUAUUAUUUUGUAAUGUUUAAAACAGUUUCCUUCCAAAGCAGUGCCUAAAGUUUAACCAAAAAGACUAGACUAAUAUAUUAAUAUAUACGAUUGCUCUGACAGUAUUUGUAUAUUGAGAGAGAGAAGAGAGCCUUUUUGUCAUCCCGUUCCCCCUCAGUUUAGCCAUCCCAGAAGGUUGUUUCUGAUUGCACCAUCUGCAGAGUAGAAUAACCACAGAGGCCUGCUGGGGCCACAACUCGGGCGGAACUUGCCCCUUCCAGUCGCUCCGUCUCCUUACCAGCUAGUGACUUUUUCCAGCGAGCUCCGCCUGCUCCAUCUGCCAAAGGAGACGGCCCUUGUGCCAAGCCUCUAGACCGACUGCCUCCGCAAGCCGCACUUGCCGCCUCCAGGGAGGAGGAGAAGAGCCCCAGGCUGCCCAUGGACUCCAGAGGCAUCCCAUAGCCCCCCUGGGCUGCAGCGAGCUUCCCCCGCCGUUGCCGCAACCAUUCCGUCUUGCUGGCCCUCAGAAGAACCACCACGGAAACCUGCUGUCUGCUCCACAACCGCUUGUUGGCCAGCCUCCCCUCAGCUGCGCAGACUCCGCAAUCAGACCACAUUUUUUCUUAGUCCCACCAAAGAAGCCCCCUUCUCACUGGAAGAACUCCUUAGCUGGUUUUCUGAAGUUAGCAAGUCUUGGACUGGUUCGAGAGGAGGCCUCGAUGCAACAUCUCCUCAGCAGACCUCACUCAUGAAGUGUUGCUGGAUGUCCAUUUCAACUCUUCCCAGUUGCCGUGGAUCUCGUACCAGAGUGUUGGGGCAAGUGGGACAUCACUGAGGAGCCAGGCAGACCCUUCCCCCAUUCCUUUGCAACCACAGUGGAGCAGUUAGUAGCAGCCGUGGCCAGCUGUCUGGGGCCAGUGAUGCAGGGGUAGGGAGGCAGGAGCGACCACAGCCCACCCCUUCUAGGUAGCCUGUCAACAGCCACCUGGAGAAGCUGGAAUUGUCCUCUGCCCAACACAGAUGAGCUGAUCCUCUGGUCCCUGGGAGGUUGAGGCCUCACGGCAGCCCAUUCACAACAAGAACUGCCCUGGAGAAAGGCAGCAUAACACACACUUGUAGGAAUAGUUGCUUGGAUGUUGUGGGCAGGGAAGCAGGCCUUAAGACUCCUCUGGCACUACAAGAAGCCAGCCUGCCUGCAACAGCUCAGAAGCGGCACCCUCCCGCUCCCCCCACCCCUGUGCUCCAGGGCACACCUCCCUCUGCCUCUCUCAGCGGUGCCAUUCCCAGAGUCUGGAAGGUGCCUUGCUCUCUCAUUUAAAGCAAUAAAAGAUGGUGGAGGCAGCCAUGGAGCACAGAUGGCAUCAGUCCUGAGGGUUUUGAAUAGUGCUGGGCCCGUAUCCGUGGGGUCCUCCUUAUGUGCUAGUGUGUCCUUCCCAACUCUUUCCUGUGGAGGCCAAGGAGAUACUCCCGCAGCAACCUUUUCACUCACUCCAGGCAUCUGAAGGCAGUCCGCCAGCCCAUCCUUAUUUGCUCCAUGUGAAUCAAGCCAUCCCAUUCCUUGGCAUUUGUUGUUGUUACAUUAUUAUCUCAUUAUCCAGUUGGUUGUUUUUUGCUUUUGCAUGAUGUAUUAACUUGAGCAAGCCUGUAUCCGUAUUCUGUGUGAGCCAGCGCAGCCUGCUGGGGGCCCUUCCCCUGCUCUCGGGGGGGCCCUGAGCUCCCCUGCUUCCUUCUGCCUGUUUCUGCUCAAAGCAGCAGAGGCUGGCUGAGUUUGUCUCAGACUAAACUGUUCAGAUUCAUCUCUUGUUUUUUGGGGAGGCAGAACACUAAACCAUAACUUGUAAAUACCUUGAAGUGUUUGUAAAAACAUGCAGUAUGGAACCAUGCCCUCUCCACCAGGAGGGCAGUAAAGAAGAUUCUAUGAAA
Molecule: messenger RNA, 16222 nt
Organism: Rhineura floridana
Lineage: Eukaryota; Metazoa; Chordata; Lepidosauria; Squamata; Rhineuridae
Gene: PLEC
Product: plectin
Exons: 36
Coding region: 21-14216 (4731 amino acids)
Biological process (GO): intermediate filament bundle assembly; wound healing; hemidesmosome assembly
Cellular component (GO): focal adhesion; perinuclear region of cytoplasm; sarcolemma
Molecular function (GO): keratin filament binding; cadherin binding; structural constituent of muscle
Source: RefSeq, a predicted model, not a curated record